CAUUUUAUUUAUAUUGAUGGCUAGAAACUUGUUAGUUGAAAUACGCAAUAGCUUAUGAGGAAGCUUGUUGGUUGAACAGAAAAACGUGAAUAGCUCUUAUCGACGAUAAGAAUCCAAUUAAAUACAAUUUUAUGACGCAGUGGUUUUUUAUUUUCAAAAGAUUAUAAUGUUUAUAAAGAUAACGCGCCAGGCUAUCUCAAAAUAAUCGUUACACCAACGCGACGAUAACGAUAACAUGUUUAGGCAUCGUCGUGCCGAAAUACAACUCUGGGCUCACGCAGACUUUUUCACGACAACAUGGCGGCGAGACUCACACACACACAAGCACCGGGUCACUCGUAAACGUUUGCGCAAAGAAUAGACUGCAAAAAUUUGCGGCGUCCAGAAAAUUAAUAAGUUUUGCAUACUAAAGUGUAAAUAAACAGUUUAAAAAUGUCGAUCGGUGUACCUAUUAAGGUGCUGCACGAGGCUGAAGGCCACAUCAUCACCUGCGAGACCAUUACCGGUGAGGUCUACCGCGGCAAGCUUAUCGAGGCUGAAGACAACAUGAACUGUCAAAUGACACAAAUUACGGUUACAUACCGGGAUGGGCGCACUGCCAAUUUGGAAAAUGUUUAUAUUCGCGGCUCAAAGAUUCGUUUUCUCAUACUGCCCGACAUGCUUAAGAAUGCGCCGAUGUUUAAAAAGCAGACCGGCAAAGGCUUAGGAGGGACAGCUGGCCGCGGCAAGGCGGCAAUACUACGAGCACAGGCACGUGGUCGAGGCAGAGGCACUGGUCCACCCGGUGGUGGAGGACGAGGCGGCGGCGGUGGACCCCCGGGUGCUCCUGGAGGCGGUGGACGCGGCGCCUGGCAAGGCGGUCCUACUGGCGGACGCGGUCGCGGCGGCUUGUAAACUGAACGCGAUUACUACGACUAUCAUAAGUUAAGGGCAAUAUUUUUAGUGGGCGGGCGCAAACAAAAUGUACUAUGUUGAAAAUUUAAAUACACGAACGGAAAACUUAGCUGCUUCUGAUUCUGCCUGUAAGAAGAGAUGCCCAGCACCGAAUUAAAUGGACAAGCUACAAUACAUCAUAUAAUAGUAAUCAUGUAGAAAACGUCGCUCUUCGAAUAUUAUACAAAGAGAGCAAUUCCAUGACAGUAUUAAAAUGAAUUUAAACUUGACUGUCGACGGAUAGCUCUCUUCAUUUCGCUAUUCGGAAAAAGGAUCUAAUUCUAAUGGGAAGACAAUUGACAAGCACUAGCAAGUGUAAGACAAAUGACAAGUUAGUUAGUUAGCGUAACGGUCGAAUAUCAUACAAAGAGAGCAAUUCCAUGACAGUAUUAAUAAAAAAUAGCUGGACUGUCGAUGGACAGCUCUCUUUAUUCACUUAUUCGCUUUGUCGUAUAAAGACGGCGGUUAAUAAACACACAAAAAAGGAGGACACAACACAGACAAAUACGCUACGUAUGCCGGGUCGGCGUUAUACUAUAUAGUAAGUAUUACGUACAUACAUAUGAAUGUAUAUAGUCGAUGGCAGCUGAAAAACAAACUGCGCAAUUGGCAAACGCUUUCAAAUUGAGAGCGCUUUUUAAAAGAGACAAGAGUCUGAUGAGCAGGAUGGUCUUUAAUAAGUGGCAAUUGAGUAAAUCGAUGGCACGUGCAAAAUAUGAAGUAUGUGUGUUGUAUGUACAUAACUUGGAUGUUAAACAUC
This is a messenger RNA of Drosophila busckii, 1693 nucleotides long. It is a transcript of the gene SmD3, whose product is annotated as small nuclear ribonucleoprotein Sm D3. Gene Ontology annotation, molecular function: RNA binding. Gene Ontology annotation, biological process: RNA processing; spliceosomal snRNP assembly. The record is from RefSeq and is a predicted model, not a curated record. NCBI's taxonomy places the organism in Eukaryota, Metazoa, Arthropoda, Insecta, Diptera, Drosophilidae. The transcript is spliced from 2 exons. Gene Ontology annotation, cellular component: commitment complex; U1 snRNP; U12-type spliceosomal complex. Bases 433 to 894 code for a protein of 153 amino acids.